Molecule: messenger RNA, 5946 nt
Organism: Acanthaster planci (crown-of-thorns starfish)
Lineage: Eukaryota; Metazoa; Echinodermata; Asteroidea; Valvatida; Acanthasteridae
Product: TBC1 domain family member 9-like
Molecular function (GO): calcium ion binding
Source: RefSeq, a predicted model, not a curated record
AUAAGCCAAAUACUCGGAUAUUCUUGUGGUGUUCUGUUGUUAUUCCUGAUAUUAGUGAUUCUCUGUGGAGCAUACGUGAUCUACAGGGCCGGGCUAGUAGGAUCACUUGGAAGGUCAGUGAGUACGCUGCGACUUCGUGUUGUCGACAAGAAACCCCUCAAAUUUCCUGAAGUUGCUCACUCUAUUUGGCAACGAAUCAAUGAAAAGAUGUGGGUGAGGCCAGAGGAAGUUCUGCUGGCAAAUGCUUUGUGGAUCACUGAGCGCGCCAAUCCCUACUUCGUCCUGCAGCGUCGCAAGGGCCAUGGGGGUGGAGGUCUGACAUCACUGUUCAUCGGCACGCUGGACUCGGUGUUAGACUCCAAGGCUCUGCCGUACCGCAUCCUUCAUCAGACCCCCAGCUCGGAAGUUAGCUACACUGUCGCCACCGCCGUCCACAAGAGGGAAAUCUUUGUGCACUGGGAAUGGCUAGAGCAGAACCUCAUGGAGACAUUAGGCACCUUUGAGGCCGAAGAGGACAUCACAGAGUUUGUCAAGUGUAAAAUCGAAAGUCUUGUGGCCGUGAUUGAAACGGCAGAUGAGGGCCCAAAGGAAGUUGAUGAGGAAAGCAAAGCCUUCAAGUCUGCGUGUGAAAAGUGGCACCGGCUCUUCAAAGUGCCAGAGGACGAGAAGCUCGUCAACUACUACUCCUGCAGCUACUGGAAGGGUAAGGUUCCCCGGCAGGGCUGGAUGUAUCUCAGCGUCAACCAUCUCUACUUCUACUCGUUUCUGAUGGGCACAGAGGCAAGACUAUCCAUACGAUGGACAGAUGUCACGCACCUGGAGAAGAGCAACGCUGUCAUCUUCCCAGAGAGCAUCAAGCUGUCGACGCGGGACCAGGACUAUUACUUCUCCAUGUUUGUCCGCCCCAUCGAGACCUUCAGUUUGAUGGAGCAGCUGGCCAACCUGGCCAUGAGGCAGCUGCUGUCGGAGGAGGGCUUCGAACAGGACAAGGACCUCCCACCGAUAACCAAAAUCAGUAAAAAGAAGAAGAAAGUCUCGUCUCUGAAGAGAGAUCUGGAUGCCAGGCUUCGGAGUGAAGCCUACAGGCAGGUGUUCCGUCUUCCAACCUCGGAGAAGCUGGACGGUCACGUCCCCUGCACCCUCUGGACACCCUACAACAAGACCCACGUCAACGGCAUCCUCUACCUGUCACGUAACUACAUGUGCUUUGCCAGCCGACUCAAGAAUCUUGUGUACGUCGUGAUCCCAAUGCGUGAAGUCACGGUCAUCGAAAAGGUGGAGAAUUCAUCGGUGAUCCAGAACGGACUGCACGUGUCGACAAGGUCAAAGAUGACCAUCCUGUUUGCAUCGCUGAAGGACAGAGAUUUCUUGGUCAGCCACAUUGCAGAUUUCCUCUCCAAAACCACUGAAAACACAAGGCAUCGAAGCGACAGCCUGUCGGUCAGUUCCAGCAGCAGCACCAGCUUGAUUGAGAUGCCAGCCAACCACAGGCCUCUGGCACAAAUCAGCAGCAGCCUAGGGAGCCUCGGCAGCACUGGCAGCAAUGCCAGCAUUAAAUCAGACCACAUGUCCUACUACAACACAGUUCUAAGCGAUGAUCUAGUUAAUACUAACAUAACAGAUUCCCCUCUCAGUUUGUCACCCUGUUUGCCAACUAACAAGUACCUCUGUCUGAACCCAGCCAUUGAGAUGUUCCCAGAUGAAGGCAAUGAUCCGUCCGGCAGCAUCGCUGUGCAGCUCCAGCCUGCCCUGCUGACGCUCUUCAACCGGCGUCACUCGGACCAGGUCUCCAUCAAGGAGUCGGUCAAGAUGCACCUGUGGGAUAUCCACUUCAAGGAAUUCGGCAGGGGUGUCUGCAUGUACCGCACCGUCGAGACCCAGGAACUCAUCAUCAAAGGAAUUCCCGAGAGUCUACGUGGAGAAAUAUGGCUGCUGUUCUCUGGUGCCAUCAACGAAAUGGCCACCCAGGCUGGCUACUACCAGUCUUUGGUUGAGCAGAGCCUAGGCAAGGAGAGCAUCGCCACCGACGAGAUCGAGAGAGACCUCCACCGAUCCCUCCCGGAGCAUCCGGCAUUCCAGUCGGAACUGGGCAUCGCUGCGCUUCGCCGGGUCCUGACGGCAUACGCCUACAGGAACCCCAGUAUAGGUUACUGCCAAGCCAUGAAUAUCGUGACCUCCGUGCUCCUACUUUAUGCCAACGAGGAGGAGGCCUUCUGGUUACUAACGGCGAUCUGUGAGAGGCUGUUGCCGGACUACUACAACAUGCGAGUGGUGGGCGCCCUCAUUGACCAAGGUGUGUUUGAAGAUUUGACCAAGGAGUACCUCCCCGAACUCUACAUCAAGAUGGACAAGCUGGGAAUCCUCAGCAUGAUCUCCUUAUCUUGGUUCUUGACCAUCUUCAUCAGUGUCAUGCCAUUUGAGAGCGCCGUUAACAUCAUGGACUGCUUCUUCUACGACGGCGCCCGGUUCAUCUUCCAGAUCGCCCUGGCCGUGCUGGACGCCAACCAAGAUGCCCUGAUGAAGUGUGAGGACGACGGCACUGCCAUGACGGUGCUGACCACGUACCUGGAGAGUGUCCAGAACAAAGAUGCCACGGCGCCCAGCAUGCCCCACACAUCCACACUCACGGCUAUGACCAUCGAGCGAAAGCCGGACAUUGACGUCUCAGACCUCAUCCACACAGCCUACGCCAAGUAUGGCUACAUCCGCACCGACCAGAUCAAGAAGAUGAGGCUCAACCAGCGGCUGCGGGUGGUGCAAGGCCUGGAGGACACGGCCCGCCGCACGGUCGUCCGUAGCUUGGUCGGGGAGGUGCCCUUCAACAUGGAGGAGCUAGAGGACCUCUACACCAUCUUCAAGGAGGAAUAUCUGACCAGCAACAUGCUGUCCGGAGCCCCCGUCCUAGACCAGACCCAGCACUUCCUGGCCACCUUCAAGAUCGACCUGGAGAAGUUUCGCACCCUGUUUCUCACCUUCUCGCCUUGGGCUUGCGGCACCCAAGCUGACCUCCUAGCUCUCAGGGCAUUUAGGCUCCUGGACGAGGACCGUGACAACCUGAUCAACUUCCGGGAGUUUUCUUGGGGCCUGGGUGUCAUGUGCCGGAGCGAGCUUCCCGAGCGGCUGCGGCUGCUGUACCGGCUGCAUCUGCCGCCAGCACUGCUUCCGGAAGACAUGGAGAGCAUCGCCGGGGACUCUCAAACAGAUGAAGCCAGCACGGUCGGCCAGCCGUCACCUGACGAGGACCAGGAUGAAGUGGAACCGGCCGUCGAUGCCGAGGAGUAUUUUGAGAGCUCGAUGAAGACGCCCACUGUCGAGCAGGCUCCGGGAGGACACCCACUCAGCCAGUCCACCAGUGAGAGCCAAGAGAAGUCAGAGCAAACCCCUAAGCACACUCCAGGUCAGUCGCCCUCAGACUCCCCCAAAAAGGCCCCACCAGAAGAGAACAAAAGUGAGGACGAGGAAUCACAAGUUCAUGGGAGGGGAGACGUCUUUGACCCCACAGGGGAUGAGCUUCAGACAGUGUUGUUAGAGGGAGAACAACCACAGGAAAAAGACAGCAUAGAUGCGGAGAGGGAGGGCUAUCGCUACUACCUCAGGAAGUGGGAACGGGAGCAGGAGGAGAAGGAGCGACAGAAGAGCUUCAAGCACUUGCCUCGCAUCAACCAGGAUCAAUUCAUUCAGCUCCUGAAGACCCUGUACGACAUGUUUGUUGACCACCCUAGAGAACAAGAGCUCUACCGAGCCAUCGCCACAGUGGGCUCUCUACUCUUUGAACUCGGUGAGGUCGGCAAGAAGUUCAAGAGGAUUACGCCCACUGGCUCCAAGCCGACUGAAAGCUCCGACGGGGGUGAAAGUUCGGAGGUCACCGGCAGGUCAGAGGUCUCAGAAAUGUUGGUCGCAGCAGGGCCCGUCCCGGGAUUGACCGAGUUGAGAGGUGACAAGAGCUCAGAUAUCAGAGUAGGUGACGCCAUGAUUGACGACGUAAGCAAAGUGGAAGACGGUACCUCAGCUUCAAGUGCUGAGACUGACUUGAGGGUAGAAGGGGACUCGCUCGAGAUGGAAUUAGCUGACGCAAUGCGGGACAUUCACGUGACCCCAGAAGGGGACACAAUGGACGCUACUCAACCAAAAGACCUGCUUCUAAUAUCCAAAGACGGGGGUAUCCCCCACCGGGGAAACGCAGGUGCUGGAGACUCUCCUGGCCAGGUGAAGGCGAGCCCAUGCCGGCCAAAGACCCUGCCGUGCCCGGUGAGUGGGGCUAGCAAGAGCGAGCCGGCCUGGGAGGUCACCUUCGAGCAGCUCUUGGCUUCCAUGCUGACCGAGUCGGCCAUCGUGGAGUUCUUCGAGGAGAGGCCGGACAUACUGAGGCUGGCCGAGGGGUUCAGGCAGGGCCGCUCGCUGCAGCGGCAAACCAGCGACAUCAGCAUGUCGGGCUCAUUUUAACGAUGCAUUAACUAAAGUCAUUCCUACUGUCGGUUUAUUGAAGGUUAUUUCUCUGUGUGUGCAACUUAGUGCAAGAAAUCCUAUUAUUAAGAGCAUGGAAGGCAGAUCGGGCUCAUGGACUCUUGUGCUAUGCCGUCAGUAUUAGAAAUUCAUAACUUUGGUAUCACUGAAGAAAUUGUAGUGGUCUAUUCACAUUGCAUUGAUGCUCGUAUCUCUUUGAAGAGUUCAAGUUGCUUGUUUUGUCGACAGUCGCCUCUAGUGUACUUGCUCUGCUCCAUUUGAUUUCAAUGCACACAUGUAACGUGUUCUUUCUCGGAUUAUGAAGAGGUCAGGCAGAAGUAUCUACAUGUAUAGUUGUUGCACACGGCUCACACCAACCUAUGGGGCUUUCCCAGGGGGCAGUAAAGGCCCCAAAAUGAGCAAAACUUUUGCUCUUUUAAAUCAAGGAGAAAGUGAUGCACUUUUACAUCUAUGUCACUUCACCUACUGCCAAACGUGUGUAUAAGGCCUUUAAAUUAAGCCUGGUCCUUCAGAACCGCCUUGAAAGGUUACACAAAGAAAUGUUCAACUUUCGUAGGUCAUCACCAAUCCCCUACGAAACAGUUUUGCCCACCCCCACAAAAAUUUGUUUUAGAUCUGCCCUUGAUACCGAGUAGACGGUCUGAUUAAUCAGUGACAGAAGAGAAUGCUAACCAGGAUGAAGUAAAUGUCUCGAGUCUAGCAGUCAAAUAAGCUUUGCCCACAGGCCCAUGAAAACUGACCGCCGUUUUUAGUUGUCCCUGCUCCGUCACAUUGUGUGCUCAGCAUCUCCCCUCCCCCCCCGCCAUAUUUUUGAGGCUGUGAGCAUCCACUGUGCUGUUUUGUUUUUCCCACCGCAUCUCUCGAGGCCGAGGGAGGGGAGCAGUACAUUCCUCGCCACGGGUCAGUUCUUCCCCUGCAAGCGGAAUUUACUCAACACUGUUUCCUCUGUUCACUGGCAGAAGGGCAUGUUAACCCUGACCCCUUGACCCGUGUAGCUUGGAUGCAUCAUCGGUCCUUCAAAAUCUUUCAACUGCCCCUUUGGACAAAAAUAGAUACAGCUUCAAUAUUCCAUUAUGUUGUGCGUUUGUUUGUGGAAGGGGUGCCCACUGCCUCAGUCAAAAUCCUCCAGCCAUUCCUGUCUUCAUGUUGAGGCAGUGUGAGUGCAGAUGAUUUCAAAUAUAAUCCAGGAGCUAAUGUAUGCAUGACUGAGCAUAAACAACACAAGGCUCUAAUCCAAGACCUUACUGGAGUGCAUCCUUUGCAGUCAGCCACACUUCCUGCCAUUACAGUGUCACUCCUCCGAAACCCUCCAAAAUCGCCCAGAGGCUUUUGGAAGACGAGGAAGAUAAUGCAUAAGGAGGUUGAGUAAAGACAAUCCAAGUUAUGCUGGGGGAAAAGUGGCUGUACGCCCCAAUGCUGGGUAGAUAAUGAUCUGUUCCCAGUUCCUCGCAGCUGCCAAGCAAAUUAAGGAAAAGAAGAAAA